AUGCGGGCCUUCGAGAAUGACCCCUCACAGAAAGUAUGCAUACUCACGGGAAUGGGCGGUACAUUCUGUGCCGGUGCCGACCUUCACGAAGUAGCUGGACAAGAUAGUGGCGAUGCUACCGGCAAGGAGACAAAAGGAGGACGAAGCCAUUUUCAAGCGCCACCAGCGUCUGGCGAGCAAUCUCUAGGCCCGAUGGGCCCAUCACGACUCCAGAUCCAGAAACCUAUCAUCGGCGCUGUCGCUGGGUAUGCAGUGGCAGGCGGGUUGGAACUAAGCCUGCUCUGCGACAUCCGCGUGGUGGAAGAGGACGCCGUGUUCGGGGUCUUCUGCAGACGAUGGGGCGUGCCACUUAUCGACGGAGGCACAGUUCGUCUCCAGGCAGUGGUUGGAUUGGGCAGGGCACUUGAUAUGGUAUUGACCGGGCGUCCAGUCAGUGCGACCGAGGCCUUGUCUAUGGGGUUGGCAAAUCGUGUGGUACCGAAGGGGAAAGCUGUGGAAGAGGCUACGGCUAUUGCGAAGCAGUUGCUUUCGUUCCCGCAGCUUUGCAUGAAUGCGGACCGGGACUCUUGCUACUAUAGUGCAUACCAGGCUAGCUCGUUUCAGGAUGCCCUGAGGCAUGAGUAUGAGAAGGGAGUGAAAGUUUUGGACCUUGAGAGUAUCAAAGGGGCUUCCCGAUUUAGUCGUGGUGCAGGGAGGCAUGGAAGUUUCAAGAAUGGUUCGCGUCUUUAA
Aspergillus bombycis is the source of this 729-nucleotide messenger RNA. Its product is annotated as enoyl-CoA hydratase/isomerase family protein. The transcript has a single exon. The record is from RefSeq and is a predicted model, not a curated record. Lineage: Eukaryota; Fungi; Ascomycota; Eurotiomycetes; Eurotiales; Aspergillaceae. Gene Ontology annotation, molecular function: catalytic activity. The coding region runs from base 1 to 729 and encodes 242 amino acids.